Triplophysa rosa is the source of this 1943-nucleotide messenger RNA. Its product is annotated as UNC93-like protein MFSD11. The record is from RefSeq and is a predicted model, not a curated record. NCBI's taxonomy places the organism in Eukaryota, Metazoa, Chordata, Actinopteri, Cypriniformes, Nemacheilidae.
AUGACUGCAGCUGGCGAUGAGGCCAAACCAGCAAAGACCAUUUUGGAGAUCUUCAAAACCAAAACCAUAUUGUUAUUAAGUUUCUGCAUGGCAUACACGGGUUUGGAGCUGUCAUUUUACAGUGGCGUGUAUGGAACUUGCAUUGGCGCUACCACACACUUUGGCGACACAGCAAAAGGCUUGAUUGGGGGAGCUGGAGAAAUGAUUGGGGGAGGACUGUUUGGCCUUGUGUUGAAAAAUAGCCGGUUUAGACGCACAUCAGUGGUCUUUCUAGGAAUGGUUGUGCACUUUGUAGCUUUCUACCUGAUAUUCCUCAACAUUCCACAUGAUGCACCUGUGGUCCUCAAUACUAGCUCACAGCAUAAGCCAUAUCUGAUGCCAACUGUUUCCGUUGCCCUGCUGUGCAGUUUUUUGCUCGGUCUUGGAGACAGUUGUUUUAACACUCAACUGUACAGUAUCCUGGGAUGGGCAUAUUCUGAACAGAGUGCCCCAGCCUUUGCCAUAUUCAAAUUCAUACAGUCCAUCUUUGCAGCACUGGCGUUCUUCUACAGUGGUUAUAUGUUGCUCACCUGGCAGCUCCUGGUUAUGGUCGUCUUAGGCUUCACAGGAACCUUGUGUUUUUUCAUGGUGGAGAGGAUGCAGAAUGUUUUAGCUGAUACACAAGAGUAUUAGACACUUUCAUUGUGCCAUUGCUCAAAACAUUUCAGUAAGCAUUUGGACUACUUGCACUAUUUGUUUGUUUUUAUUAGAAUACAUCACCACUCUUGAUUUGAAGAAGAUGGAUGCAGCUUUUUUAUGUUUAUUUGCUGUGAUAGAAUAUUAAGAACACUUUUUAAACAAUGUUUACAUUUCUGUAAUGUAACUGUAAUCACAAAGUAUUUAAUUAACUUCAUGCGAAUGUAAAAAAAAAACUAGGUGUAUGUUUAGGAGAGAUAUAAGCGCCUACACAAAAAAAUUCUCAGUCAGUUAAGUUAGUCUUCUGAAAGUAUUUCUCUCGGGGUUCUACUGUAUUUUGUGUGAUUAAUAUUUAUGCAUUUGGCAGACGCCUUUAUCCAAAACGACUUGCAGUGCAUUGAACCUAUACAUUUUUUGUAAUUCUGUCAUUUAAAAUGGAUUAAAAUAAGACACAAACCAUUUUAAGACAGCUUCCAGUAAGACUUCUUUUUAUGUAACCAUUUUCCUGUGAAGUGUUUACCAGGUUCAUUAUGGCGAAAUGUUAAAUUAGUAACCGUGUAGUUUUUAAAACCAUACCAGACAUGUUAGUUCCGUAGCCCUAAACUAUUAAAUGUUAUCUCAAAAAUGAUUCUGGUCUCGCCUGAAGCUCUGUUUAAACAAGAAUUGUGCCGUUUACACAGAUGUAUCCUAGAGGCCUUCUUGACUAAAUGCACAGCGUCAUGCGCAAAACUCAUUUUUGUAAAUCUAUGUUCUGCUUCUGAAGCCACGAGUAAAAAGGAGAAAAGCAAGAUAAUGGUAUUCAGUAAUGAAGUCCAGUAUACAUUUCACUUUGCAUUGUAUACAAUGUGCUGAAAAUUCCUCAUAUUUACACUUUUUAUAUGCUCCGAUACUUUAACGCUGCUUUUGUGCCAUAUACAUUUGUAUUGUUUAUCUGCCUUUCCUGAUCCUGCAGCUUAAAGACGGCAUUUGGUGACAUUUCUCUGCAUUACAAGUUAUUUGUCUGCAAUGAAAUGUUUGUUGAAAUGUUUCACUGUAUUCUAUAUCAAAUAUAGCCUAUAUAUAUUGCAUUUGUACUCGCCUGGUUUACUAACACCUGUCUAACACACAAACGACAAUGUUUAUUUGUAGCUAUGCAAUAAUUGUUUUGUGUUGUAAACAUUGUGCUGUUUUUAGCUCUUUACUGACAAUCAACAUGUGAUAUGAAACAUGCUUUUUGAGGUUUUGUGAUGUUUUGGAAGCAUUUAAAAAAUAAACUAAACAUGUCUGUU